AUGUCGAAAAUCGCAUCUACCUUUUCGCGCCUGGUGCGCUUCGUCCCCAAGUCCAACCCCUCCAAGGUUCUGAUUGGAGAGCCCGUCGACCCUAAGUUGGAUGUCGGAUUGGCACUUUACCAAGGCCAGGAGGUUGCUGUGCAUCCCUUCUCUGGAACUUCGGUUCUGAGCCCUGGCCAGAUCACUGACGCGACCGAGACAAUCUCGCGCGUUCUCUCUCCCUUGGCGCAAUCCGAGAUUGGAACUAUUCGUUGUAUUGGAUUGAACUAUGCCUCCCACGCAAAGGAGAUGUCCCUGCCAAUUCCCGAUGUGCCAACUCUUUUCAUGAAGCCAUCUAGCUCUCUGGCAGACCCAUGGCCUGCGCCAACUGUUCUGCCUAAGAUUACCCAGCAGGAUAAUACCGGCGACUAUGAGUCUGAAUUGGUCAUUGUCAUUGGCCGUGAUGCUAAAGAUGUGUCUGAGGAAGAGGCCCUCGAUUACGUACUUGGAUACACUGCUGCCAACGACGUGUCAAGUCGCACUUCCCAGAUGAAUCAGAGCCAGUGGUCCUUCUCAAAGGGCUUUGAUGGCGCAUGCCCAAUUGGCCCUGUUCUUGCCUCAGCUGCUCUCAUCCCCGACGUUACCAAGCUGCAAAUCCGCGGCCUCAAGAGUGGCCGUGUGAUGCAGGACUGCCCUCUCACUGACCUGAUCUUCAGCGUUCCCCAGCUAGUCAGCUUCCUUUCCCAAGGCACUACCCUGCCUGCUGGUACCAUCAUCCUGACCGGUACACCUCCUGGUGUUGGCGCAGCCAAGAAUCCUAAGGAGUUCAUCAAAGCCGGAGAUGAGUUUGCUGUUGAGCUGCUUCCCCACAUUGGUACUCUCAUCAACAAGAUCGAGCACCAGUAG
Penicillium brevicompactum is the source of this 885-nucleotide messenger RNA. RefSeq names its product fumarylacetoacetate hydrolase family protein. Gene Ontology annotation, molecular function: acetylpyruvate hydrolase activity. The coding region runs from base 1 to 885 and encodes 294 amino acids. The record is from RefSeq and is a predicted model, not a curated record. Lineage: Eukaryota; Fungi; Ascomycota; Eurotiomycetes; Eurotiales; Aspergillaceae. The transcript has 5 exons.